Messenger RNA from Penicillium malachiteum, 1638 nucleotides. RefSeq lists its product as uncharacterized. Bases 1 to 1638 code for a protein of 545 amino acids. The record is from RefSeq and is a predicted model, not a curated record. Lineage: Eukaryota; Fungi; Ascomycota; Eurotiomycetes; Eurotiales; Aspergillaceae. The transcript has a single exon.
AUGACUGAUUCCGAGUCAGUUCGAUUACACAUCACUCCUUUCAACUCGGAGCUCCUCCCCUCUGUUCUACCACCAUCCAUCCGAGCCACAGCUACCGAGAUCUCCUUCCACACUAUUUCUACCUUCCCAGAGAAUAACUACGGUUACGUCACAUUACCAAAGAUGGACGCCGAGAAGAUCAAAAAGAAGCUGAAUGGGUCCAUUCUAAAGGGCAAGAAAUUCAAGAUCGAAGCAGCCCGCCCACAGAAGCGACAACUCGAGGAAGAAGUGUCAGCUGAACCGAUCAAGGAGAAGAAAAAGUCCAAGAAGUCAAAAUCCGAAAAAUCCGAAAAGCCCGAGAAAAAUACCAUUGAGGGAUACGAGUUGCCAUCCGACCGAAAGGUGAAGCGAGGCUGGACAGAUCCGAGCAGUGGAAAGAAAGACAAACGGAAAUACGACAAGAGCAAGAGCAAAGACGACAAGAAGGAAAAACCGCAGCCCAAGUCCAAGUACAGCGAAAAGGCAGAAUGUCUAUUCCUCGCCAAAAUCCCACCCAAUCGCGUCUCCGUACCCGAUGCCAACGACAAGAAGGCUAAGAAGAAGAAGGGUUCCGAUAAUGUCGUUCACGAGUUCGCCAAAACAUUCACGCAACCUAGUUUCCUGCGCUCGACGGAUGAGAAUACUCCACUGACGGCAACAUUCGAUGAAGAGAAGGGCUGGAUGGAUAACACUGGGAAUGUGAAGGAGGAUGUUAGCAAGAAGGCCCGGAAGAAGGAUUAUCUUCCCGGUAAAAUUCCCGGUGCGAAGGAGAAGCGCCCGGUCAAGACCUCUUCGAAGUCGAAGUCCAAGGCCAAGGUUGAAGAGCCAGAAUCUUCCGCAGAGUCAGAAGAUUGGACCUCAUCUAGCGGUUCAGAUGAAAGCUCAGACUCGGAGUCAGAAAGCGAGAGUGAGGAUGAGGAUGAGAAGGAGAAAGAGAACGACGAUGAAGACAGCGACAACGCCAGCGACAGCAGCUCUUCAUCCGACUCUGAUUCAUCCGACGAAGAGGAAGAAUCCGAUGAACAAAAACCUUCUCCCGAGGAAGCAAAGUCUACCGAUGUUCCCAUGACCACCGAUGAACCCGAGCCUGAAGCAUCUGAAUCCAGUUCGCCCGCCGAAGACACACCUCAAGAUUCAGCCAAAGAAGUGCAUCCCCUGGAAGCUCUCUUCAAACGACCAGCGACCGAGACAACUACCGAGAAAUCGACAGCCGAGCCCGAUACCGGGUUCAGCUUUUUCGGCAAUGGCGACGAUAUCGAAUCGGAUGACGAGCCGAAGGUAUCUGAGCCGCAGACUCCAUUCACUCCCUUUACCAAGCGAGACAUUCAAGAUCGUGGUCUACGGAGUGCAGCACCUACACCGGAUACAGGCAUUCCUAGCCGACACAUGAAAUGGAAUGAGAUGGAGGAUGAGGAUGAGGAUGAGGAUGAGAUGGCAGUCGAUACUCCAGUGUCCAAGGCACGUGAAGCUGGCGCGGACAAGGACGAAACGGAGUUUUCCAAGUGGUUCUGGGAGAACCGGGGUGAUAAUAACCGGGCGUGGAAGAAGAGGAGACGAGAUGUAGCCAAGGAGCAACGACAGAGAGAGAACCGGAAGAAGGGAAUGAAGGGCAAGUCAUGA